This is a messenger RNA of Pseudophryne corroboree (corroboree frog), 3082 nucleotides long. It is a transcript of the gene MMP21, whose product is annotated as matrix metallopeptidase 21. Gene Ontology annotation, biological process: extracellular matrix organization; proteolysis; collagen catabolic process. The coding region runs from base 1 to 2097 and encodes 698 amino acids. The record is from RefSeq and is a predicted model, not a curated record. Gene Ontology annotation, cellular component: extracellular matrix. The transcript has 7 exons. NCBI's taxonomy places the organism in Eukaryota, Metazoa, Chordata, Amphibia, Anura, Myobatrachidae. Gene Ontology annotation, molecular function: metalloendopeptidase activity; zinc ion binding.
AUGGCGUCCCGUCUCAACAAGAAACUCAGUCGUUACUGCUCCAAAACAAGAGAUCCGCAGGCGACGGUGGUGGACGCUCUGACUGCUCCGUGGUCUUGCCAGUACGUGUAUCUGUUUCCUCCAAUCCCUCUCAUCCCAAGAGUACUAAAAAGGCUAAAAAAGGAAAGAAUUCAGGUGAUACUGAUCGCCCCAAGAUUGAGCUCGAAGAGCCUGGUAUGUGGAUCUCAUGGCAUUGUCUCUGAAGGAUCCAUGGCCGCUACCGUUGAUCAAGGAUUUUCUUCAACAAGGACCGUUCAUCUAUCCAGACUUACAGCGGCUACGUUUGACAGCUUGGAAGUUGAGAGGGAGAUUUUGAAGAGAAAGGGUCUCCAUCCCACGGUGGUGUCCACCAGGGCCGGUUCAAGGGCGCAGAGCGCCCCGGGCAGGAAAGGGGCGUGGCCUAAUACAGGGGGCGUGCAAUUUUUAGCAAAGUACGGCUGGACAGAACCAGUAGUUUGGGAUGAAUUUCACAAAAGCGAUAAGGAGCCAAAAGACAUGAGCCUGAUGCAGGAGGCGAUAACGGAUACGGCGGAGCCGACAAAAAGUCCCUCAUUUAUUGAAGCACUCAAAAAAUUUCAGAAGCUCAAUAACUUGCCAGCCACUGGAAGAUUAGACGAUGCCAGCAUUAAUGCCAUGAACAAGCCCAGGUGCGGCGUGCCCGAUAACCAGUUACUGAAAACCAAUCGCAACAAGCCCACCUUACCCGAGGUGGCAAAUAAUGCCAGCAAUUCUAAGAACACCACAAACCAAAGUGCUGACCCCCCCAAGAUCCGUAGGAAGAGGUUCUUGGACUUGCUGAUGAACUCGGACAAAUACAGAAAGGAGCAGGAGGCCUAUCAGAACUCUGGCAGCAGAGUGUUCAGCAAAAAGCUGCUGAGAUGGCGAAUGAUCGGAGAGGGUUACAGUAGCCAGCUGUCCAUCAAUGAGCAGAGAUACGUGUUCAGGCUAGCCUUCCGUAUGUGGAGCGAGGUUAUGCCCUUGGACUUUGAGGAAGACAAUACUUCACAUUUAUCCCAAAUUGAUAUAAAGCUCGGCUUUGGACGAGGUCGCCACUUAGGAUGUACCCAUGCGUUUGAUGGUUUGGGGCAGGAAUUUGCGCACGCUUGGUUUCUUGGGGACAUACAUUUUGAUGACGAUGAACAUUUUACAGCCCCCAGCAGUGACAACGGGAUUAGUCUUUUGAAAGUUGCAGUUCAUGAAAUUGGACACGUUCUCGGACUAUCUCACAUCCACCGGGCUGGAUCAAUAAUGCAACCCAAUUACAUCCCCCGGGAAUCAGGGUUCGAACUGGACUGGUCUGAUCGGAAAGAAAUACAGAACCUAUAUGGAUCCUGUGAAGGACCCUUUGACACUGUCUUCGAUUGGGUGAGGAAGGAGAGGAACCAGUACGGGGAGACGGUUGUCCGAUACAACACUUACUUCUUCAGAACCAGCUGGUACUGGAUGUAUGAGAACCGGAACAACAGGACCCGCUAUGGAGAUCCAGUUGCAGUGUCGACUGGUUGGCAAGGGAUCCCCACACAGAACAUUGACGCCUUUGUACACGUGUGGACCUGGACCAAGGACGACUGCUACUUCUUCAAAGGUUCUCAGUUCUGGCGCUACGAUGGAGAAAGUGACAAGGCCUAUGCGGAGGAUGCUCAGGGACAGAGGUACCCUAGGCUCAUCUCUGAGGGUUUCCCUGGAAUUCCCAGCCCAAUCAAUGCGGCAUUCUUCGACAGGAGGACCCAGCACAUUAACUUCUUCAAAGACUCCCAGGUGUACGCCUUCGAUAUCAAUAGAAAUCGCAUUGUCCCUAAUUUCCCCAAGAAGAUAACUGACUUUUUCCCGGCCGUUCAACGCAACAACCACCCGAGAAGUCACCUGGACGCGGCUUAUUUCUCCUACAGCCACAGCGCCCUCUUUCUGUUCAAAGGAAAGGACUUUUGGAAAGUGGUCAAUGACAAGGAUAUAAGGACAAAUCCUUCUCUGCCACACAACGGGCUUUUGCCCAGACUGACUAUUUCUGAGCACUGGUUUGAUAUAUGUAACGUACAUCCAUCGCUGCUGAAACUGUGAUUUUUUUUUAAUGGUGGCGCUUACCGUGGAGGAGAAGGGAAAUACUGUAACGGUGGAUGAUCUGGCGCUUCAUUAUCUACAGCCUUUCCAUAGACCCCAGGAACAUUCUGCCCUUCCACAGAAGGCUUCUAGAUUAACAUGGGAGAUCUAAAUUCCAAGACAGGGGUUACUAACUUGCACUACUCCAGUCAAAUGCCAAUAACAACUUGCUGUAUAUACAGACCGGAGGACCAGUUGUCGGCCAUCUUGUUGCCUUGACCAAUGAUCGUGAUAACGUAGCUUAUUCACUAGUAGCUUGUCACAUCACUGAGGCAUUACUGAGGCAUGAGGCGCAAAGCUGUGUUGUCAUGAAAAAUGGUUCAGACAACAAAAUGCCUGAAACUAGACAUUAAACCUAAAUGCAAAUUGCAUAAAGAUGUUUGAUGAUACUCAUGGUAACAUGUCUCUACAAAGCAGAUGCAAAACACAUUCUGCAAUAGAUGUAACCACAAUAAAACCAUAUACAAAUGCUACAUUUAAUUGCUCUCCGGCCACAAGUUUUCAGGACGUAAACUGCCCUCUCUCACCUGCAGACAGUAAGGCCAGUGGGUAACGGAGAACCAUUCAUUAAUGCUCAGACUUCUCUUGGUUUCUUUUGUGCACACUAAUAGCUCUUUUCUGCAACAUAAAUUGCACGUUAGGACACUGGGGUCUAUUCAUGAAGCAGUGAAAAGUGUGGAGAAGUGAGCCAGUGGAGGAGUUGCCCAUGGCAACCAAUCAGCUGCUCAGUACAAUUGUAUAGUACGCCAAUUAUAACUGUUACUUCAAUUCUGAUUGGUUGCCAUGGGCUGGCUCACUCCUCCACACUUUUCACUGCUUCACGAAUAGACCCCUAUGUCCUUUAAGUACGACAAUAGAUAGAUGUAUUCCUAUCUAGCUGGUUAAUAACACAAGUUUCCUAAUUUUAUAUUUAAAGACUUUGGGGCAGAUGUAUUAAGAGUAAGAC